CAAUUGAUCUUGCUGAUCACAUACUAACACGCUCAAAGACGGAACCUGAAGUAGGCCCUACAUUGGCCUACAAUAGAAACAGCACAAUAGCAAGAAGGAUUCCUAGUUGGAUUUAGUAGUAUGUCAUGUGUGUUAUGUCUGGACACCCACCACUAAGUUCGCUGUUAUCCACACGGUCUCCUUUCUACUGAUUUGCUCAUAAUGACAUCUAUGAUUGGUUUGGAGAUUCACGAAGCUGCAUCUCUUGGCGACCACGAUGCUCUGGAAGAAUACAUCAAGUCUGGCCGAUUUGAUAUCAACCAAGGAGACCUGAACUGGGGUGACAAGACUCCACUUCAUUGGGCCAGCCAGAAAGGUUUCGCUGAGUGCGUCAGGCUUCUUCUAGACAACGGCGCCUUCGGGUUAGCCCGAACAGAGACAGGUUGGACACCGGCUCAUUUCGCUGCGGAAUCGGGCAGAAUAACAGUUCUCCGAGCUCUCCAUGCCUCCAAUGUUAGAGUAGACAAGAAAGACAACUACGGAUGUACACCACGAAGAUUAGCAGAAAUAUACGACCAUCAAGAUUGCAUCAAGUUUUUGCAACAGGCAGAACAGGAGAUAGCAGAAAGGCGACACAAUCUAGGGCUCUUGAAUUCUUCUGAUGAAGAAGAUGACUUGGAAACUAUGACCUCCAUCACAUUUGCUACAGAAGAAAAAUCAGGUGAUGAUGUCACCCGAUCCAGCAGCCACCAAAGAAGGCGCAAGGACAGGAACUCUUCGCCGUCACCAAGCGAGGGAAGAAAGAGCCGGGCCAGCGACAAGUCCUCGGCCUCGAAUGAUAAAAGAAAAAAGAAAGAUAAGAAAAGUACGUCCCCUAAUGUAGGCAAAAAGAAUAAAAACAGAGAUAUGACCGACGCAGACGUGACAAAGAAUUUCCAAAGCGAAGGCAAAAAAAAUACUAAGUCAAAAGAGACAGCGUCUUCUCCACAGAGCGAAGAGAAACUCAAGAAACAACAAAAUACAAAACAACAAAGGGAACAAAAGAUCAAGUACAAAGAAAAUAUAACUUCCGGCUCAAAAAGUGACGACUCGGUCAUUGGAAACAAAGAAGCAGACGUGAAAAAUGAAGGGAAACUGAUCAGCAUUGAGGAAAUGUUUAACACAGAUCAACAAUCCAACAAGACUAAACGUAGAAAAGACAAAAAGAAUGCGAAAAUCUCACUUCGAGUUUCCACAUAAUAUAACAGUUCGUGAAAAUGUUAUGAAGGUAAAGUUAUCUGAAGAUUUGACUAAUUGGACUAACACAUAGACAUUAUGCAGCCCUAACAAGCCUACAUAUAGGCCUACCAUUAUUUUCAUGUUCAACAUACAAGUGAAGUAAACACAAAUGAACAUAGUUUUGAGGUAUCGAACCUUUCAGUUAUGUUAUUGUGUACGUCUCCACUACUUCUGCCUUUGUUAGCUACGCUACUUAUUAAUAGGUAUUGUGAAUUAGCGACUUAGAGAUACAAUUGUUGUAUGUUUGUAGUUUAUGGAAUGGUCAUUUGUAUUCUCACACUGUUGAAUUAUUUUGCCACUGACUGUUUUCAGAUGUUCAAUGUAAAUGGCUUUGAGAAUGUUGACAAUCGAUUAGAUGUUAGAAAUCUAAAUUCGCUUUAAGAUUGUUAUUAAGUUAUUUUUUAUUCUGUAAAAGAUUACUUGUGAGACUUUGAACAAAAAAGUGUCUUAUUCUGUAUUAAAGAAUGUUCAAUGGUAGUCAAUUAAUAACAACAAAAAAUAUAUGCAGAGACUUAAUUUGAUCAAUUCUCGAAAACUAGAGGGAAAGGCUAACUGCUACAGACAUUGUUUUUCAAUAAAAGGGGUACUCUUAUGUAAUUGUUGGUGAUCUAUCUGUAAAAAUUCUCUAGUUAUGUGACGAACUGUAAAUGAGUAUUUUUAGAAAGCUAUGUGGCUAGCACAACUACUUAUUUUGUAAACAUCCCUACAACAUUGCGUUCAUAAUCUUUGUUCAGAGGCAAUGUCACGUGACCAGAGCUAUAGUAGCCUGGUAAAAUUUGGGCAAGUCCUAGUCUGAAGUAAAACAAAUAAAACUCAGAAAAAGAGAUACGGACACUUAUUCAUUUUUUUUAAAGAAAAAAAAUAUAUUAGAUAAGUUUACUUUGUUAUUUUUUUUCCCUAAAUGUAUACAGUUAUUUUCCUGACUAAAACUAAACUCAUUUGUAGAAAAGCUAGAAAAAAACAGAUGCUUGCAAUGUUUUGAAAGCCUGAGUUGAUCAUCUGUAUCUUGGACUUCUUAGCCUGAAAGCUCACAUUCCCAGCGUUGUGAUCAAAGUUGAAGCCAUCUUUAUGCUCGUGGCUUACGCAAGCUGGCAUGUCUUUAUUGUGAAGGUCAAUUAUAGGAGCUGACUCAACUUCCGUCCAGAAAUGUUGGAAAUCUUUGACCAAUGUUGCUCUGGAAGACCAAAAGUAUUUAUAGAGAUCUUUGAUGUUAUUGAAGCAAUUUAAUUAAAAUGUAAACAUUUUUAAGUUCUUAUAUUCUUAUUUAUUUAAGCAUAGCGAGUUUUGUCAUCGUAUCUGUGUUUAUUUGUGCGUGAGCUCAUAUUUAUAUGUGUGGGAAUGUGUUUAUGUGAGCUUGAGAUAUACCGGUAUUUGCCUAAACAUGAACAUUCACAUGUAGUAUCUGAAAGAAAAGAUGCAAAUUAUUUUUUUUUUAAAGUUCAAGCAAAAUUCUAAACCCAAACAUUAUGUCCUAGCCUAGAUCUAGUUAUGUACAGACUAACAAAAAAAAUAUAUGCAAACCUGAUGACUACGUGACCCGAAGGUGUUACAGGGGCUGUCCAAUAGAAAGAAGCUCGAUUCUGUUUGUCUUUACUAGUGUGAGUUACCGUAGACUAGCAAUAAAAAAAAAAAAAAAAAAGGAAA
Molecule: messenger RNA, 2901 nt
Organism: Biomphalaria glabrata
Lineage: Eukaryota; Metazoa; Mollusca; Gastropoda; Planorbidae
Product: ankyrin repeat domain-containing protein 66-like
Exons: 4
Coding region: 202-1218 (338 amino acids)
Molecular function (GO): protein binding
Source: RefSeq, a predicted model, not a curated record